Messenger RNA from Apodemus sylvaticus (European woodmouse), 1178 nucleotides. RefSeq names its product occludin/ELL domain containing 1 (gene Ocel1). The record is from RefSeq and is a predicted model, not a curated record. Gene Ontology annotation, cellular component: cytoplasmic vesicle; bicellular tight junction; apical plasma membrane. NCBI's taxonomy places the organism in Eukaryota, Metazoa, Chordata, Mammalia, Rodentia, Muridae. The transcript is spliced from 4 exons. Gene Ontology annotation, biological process: bicellular tight junction assembly. Bases 399 to 1001 code for a protein of 200 amino acids.
GCAGAGCCCCGCCCCCGCGGCCGAGCGCCCCGCCCGCGCCCGCGGCUCCGGCCGCAGUUCCCGCACAGCUACGUUCCCGGCGGCAGGACCAGGCGCGGCUCCGGGACAGGUGACCGAGCGGGACCGUCGGAUAAGCACAGGCGGGCGGGGGCUGGGAGCUCUGCGGCCCGUGGACACGCGAGGCAGGAGACGCAGGGGUCGUUUCGACUCCUACUGGGGUCUCCCUCCGCGGCCUUGCGCUCUUCCGGUUUCAAGGAUGGGGCGGGGCCUGUGGUACACCGCCAUCCUCUCUCGAGCAUGACAUCACGGUGACGUCAGGCGCCUCUUCCGCGCCCCUUUCCGGGGUCCGCACUAAGGGGCGGAGUCUGGGUUGCGCCGCCAGCCAACCGCGCUCGCGCAUGCAAAUACCCGCAGGCCCCGCCUCCAGGCGCGGCCCGCGCGGCUCCGGGUCCAGGCCCGCAGGCCGGGACGCUACUUGCAAUUCGCGCCCUGCCGCCAGGGGGCGCCAGAGCGCUGCAGCCCCAUGCAUGCCUGCCCUGGAGCGUCCGCAGCCCCGCGCCCAAAGGCCGCAGAGCCAGCCCGGGCUGGACCAGCUCUGCACGAGGCCCAGGAAGAUCGUGUUUGCGGAUGAGCUGCGCCCCCAGGCCCCACUGCACUCAGAGAAGCCUCCCAGGGAUCUGGGACCCCGCCCCAAGCCAGUGCCUGACUACGAGCUUAAGUACCCACCAGUGACCAGCAGAAGGGACCGGAGCCGCUAUGCCGCAGUGUUCCAGGACCAGCACGGAGAGUUUUUGGAGCUCCAGCGGGAGGUGGGGGCCACGCAGGCUAAGCUCCAGCAACUGGAAACCCUGCUGCUGACACUGCCCCCGCCGCGGAGCCAGGAGGUUCGCGUGGCAGCUCAUGUCAGGAGAGAGUUUGAGAAGAAGCGGGCGGUGAGUGGAGACUCCUGGGGUCACAGGAUCCCAGAUUCCUGGAUAAGCAGGCUCGCUGUAACUACCUGAAGGGUAAACUGAGGCACCUCAAGGCCCAGAUCCGCAAAUUUGAUGACCAACAGGACAGCGACAGUGAAGACUCCGUGUAUUUCUGAGUGUCCUGGAGAUGGGGAACCACACCAGUUCUUCCAGGAGAAGCAAGUCCUGUUGAGAAUUCCAGAGAAUAAACACGGAUUAGGCACCUAC